Molecule: messenger RNA, 4587 nt
Organism: Periophthalmus magnuspinnatus
Lineage: Eukaryota; Metazoa; Chordata; Actinopteri; Gobiiformes; Gobiidae
Gene: rnf41
Product: ring finger protein 41
Exons: 7
Coding region: 270-1226 (318 amino acids)
Biological process (GO): tumor necrosis factor-mediated signaling pathway; regulation of canonical NF-kappaB signal transduction; positive regulation of JNK cascade
Cellular component (GO): plasma membrane signaling receptor complex
Molecular function (GO): ubiquitin protein ligase activity; zinc ion binding
Source: RefSeq, a predicted model, not a curated record
GCUCUAUCAGAUUCUGGGACGUCAUUACGUCCGGAGCGACGUCCCGUAUCACAAGCGACGCAGACUGUAGGAGGAUGUAGCUCGGACGUGGCUAACACUUAAGUACAUGAAAAAAAGGAUAAUCGCACCAUAAAAACUCAAUCCAGGAUCUGUUAUACCAAAUGUUUCUGAAUUCUUUCUUUAUUUGGAAGAAAAUGACUUGCUGUUGCUGAAUGGCAGAUUUAAAAGACAUUUGUGACUGAGGAGGCUGGGGGUCCCAGGAAUGUACCAUGGGGUAUGACGUCACCAGAUUUACAGGGGAGGUGGAUGAAGACCUCUUGUGCCCGAUCUGUAGUGGGGUCCUAGAGGAGCCAGUCCAGGCUCCUCACUGUGAACAUGCCUUCUGUAAUGCCUGCAUCACUCAGUGGUUUGCCCAGCAGCAGAUUUGCCCGGUGGACCGCACAGUCGUGACCCUCGCUCACCUCCGGCCAGUCCCCAGGAUCAUGAGAAACAUGCUCUCCAAACUCCAGAUCAACUGUGAUAACGCAAGCUUCGGCUGCACGGCCACGCUCCGGCUUGAUCAGCUGCAGUCUCACCUCAAAGACUGUGAACACAACCCCAAACGACCUGUCACCUGCGAGGAGGGCUGCGGUCUUGAAAUGCCCAAAGAUGAAGUCCCCAAUCAUAACUGUAUCAAACAUUUGAGGAGCGUCGUGCAGCAGCAACAAACCAAGAUUUCAGAGCUGGAGAAAACCGUGGCAGAACAUAAGCACCAGCUGGGAGAACAAAAACGGGAUAUUCAGCUGUUAAAGGCGUACAUGAGAGCGAUCCGCAGCGCCAACCCAAACCUGCAGAACCUGGAGGAGAGCAUCGAGUAUAAUGAGAUUUUGGAAUGGGUGAACUCCAUGCAGCCGGCCCGUGUCACUCGUUGGGGGGGCAUGAUCUCGACUCCAGAUGCCGUGCUCCAGGCGGUCAUCAAACGCUCCCUCAUCGACAGCGGCUGCCCCCUCUCCAUCGUCAACGACCUCAUUGAGAACGCCCACGAGAGGAACUGGCCUCAGGGACUGGCCACACUCGAGACACGGCAAAUGAACAGGCGUUACUACGAGAACUACGUCGCCAAACGUAUCCCCGGGAAACAGGCUGUCGUGGUGAUGGCCUGUGAAAACCAACAUAUGGGAGAGGAUAUGAUUCUGGAGCCCGGCCUGGUCAUGAUUUUUGCACUCGGCGUGGAGGAGAUUUUAUAACUGUAAAUCUGCAAAUGUUUUCUGGGGACGAUGCCUGAGUAGAGUAAUAAAAACAUUAAAAACUGACGAACAAAUCUGACGUUUUCAAAUGGAAAUGGAAACACAAGGAGAUAUACAGUACAAGCUUGAUACCGAUAAUAAUGGUAGGCCUGUCACAAUAACACAUUUUGAAGCAUGAUAUACUGCUAAGUAAAUGAAAAUGAUAAACAAUAAUAUUUAAAAGAAUUGUGCCACUGACACCAUUGCUGGGUUUCAAAUAACAUCACAACAUUCUGUAGGGCAAUAAUGUUGAAUACAGAUGGGGGGCAGCCAAAAAUUUAUAUUGUCAAAAUGCAGGUUUUUCUUGUAAUACACUGAAUUUGGUGGUCUAGUAAAUAAUGGAAAUUAUCAGGUUCAGCAUUUUCGUAUUUAUUUGUGAGACAUUUCAUGGGAAAGUACAAUGUAAUCAAUAGGGAAAACUGGCUCUUGCCCCCAUCUGGGAGUAUUUCUAGAAUUUGAAAUCCACUAAUAUCUCUAAAGUAGGAUUAUCCCCAAAAAAUAAAAGUAAGAUAUUGUUAAAAAAAAAUAAACAGCAUUGAAUUAAUAGAAGAAAUGAAACACUUAAGUAGUUUGUUUGUGGAAGAAGUUAUUUUUUGAUCCUCUGCAUCUCAAAUCUUAUCAUAGUAAAGAAAAUUAACAAAAAGUCACUCACUACUACAAAGAAAAAGUACCCAUGAUAAAUAUGGACCUCUAAUAUUAACCCUCUAUCAUUUACGGAAGUUGUUAUAGUAAUUAUCGUGACAGGCCCAGAUCGAGAUGUACAUGAUCUUUGCACAUGAUGUGGAGGUGAUUUUAUAACUGUAAAUCUGCUAAUGUUUUACUUGAGGAGAAGCCUGAGCAAAACAAUAACAAACCAAUUCAAACUAACAUUACUUGCAUUCUAUACUGUACAUGAGCAGAAAACACUAUAUGAUAAUAGCAUUUUGAAGAAUACCACAGUUUCUAUACUUCUUUAGAAAGCUUUUGUCGAAUUACAGUUUACAAUCAGGUUAAAACAUGCUUCCAGCCAUGGAGGCCACCUUAUCUUAAAGGGGAACACUGCAUAGGCGCUAGUCCAACCUUAUACCGAUGCCUUACCACAUUUAUACAAUAGGUUUUGUUCACAGUUGAAAUACAGUUACAGUUGAAAUAACAUUAAAACUGUAAUAAUUUCUGAUGCAGGGCAGGGGCCUAUAAAGACUAUGAAUAAUUUACUGUUUUGAGAAACAAAUUUCCAAAUAAUAUUAAACAUAAUGUUUUUUGUUGUUAAUUGGAUUAGCCAAUUUCCCAAAUUAAUAUUGCUUAAAGUAAUGUUUCUAGUGGAUGAUCUGCCACCUGCUUGUCUCAGUGGAGAUCUUUAAUGCUCUGUCUGAAAUGUCCCACAGUACGGAUUUAAACUUGUAUAUCUUGCAUUUAUGUUUUUGUUGCCGAAGUAUAUUUGACUUUUUCUCAGUUGUUUCUAUUGGAAUUAAUGCCAUACUGUGGAACAUUCUUGGCAAAACAAUAAUUUUCUUAACAGAGAUAUUGAGACGUUUCUGCGGACCCUUCACCAGGAAUGAAUCUUCAAAGUCAUUUCAAAUGACAACAAUCAGUCAUUUGAAUAAUUUAGUAAUGAAUUCUGCCCCCUGCCUUAAUUCUAAACUGUUGGCUCUGAAGAAUGUCACGUGAACCAAACCUAUAGACACUCUGAUGGACACUGAUAGAUAAUGAUCAAUUUAAAAGCAGCCAUUUACAGUGUUUUUAGUGCAUUAUCUUAUCUGGAAGUUCGUCUUCGAAUGCAGACCGUAACAAACACAGUCACCUCUUGUGUACAUUCUUGUAAAUAGAAAUACUAUAUUGAAUUAUAACAUUCAAGAUUCAUCUCGCUGUAAAGUGUGAUUUUGAAAUGAUUGAUUCUUUUAAAAAGGUGCUCUAUGUAACUUUUCUGUUAAGAGAGCCGCCACCUGCUUGUCUCCAUGGAGAUCUCAAACCUAUCAAUCUUGCAUUUAUACAUGUACAGAUGAUUUUACUGCUCAAAAAUACCUUGUCAAACCUGCCUUCUUGAUGUCACCUCUCCACAGAGCUGACCUGUAAUGUUGUGUUACCUGCUUGUUUGUACGGAUAUAUUUGUUUAAAGUAAAUACUGUGGAACAUUACAGGAAAAGCCAUGACAUCUCUGUUGAGCCAAGCAGAAAAGUUCCAUAGUGCACCUUUAAUUCAGCCUGUGUUACUCUGCUGAAAAGUUUACUUAGUUGGAGAUUUUUUUGUGUAAAUUUCACACGACUUCCUGCUUCUUUUUAGAUUGUCUGAACCUUCUGUGCCAUUCGUUUGUAUUUAUUGUGUUGCCUUUUACGGAAAGUCGUGUUAAAUGCUUGAAAUUGUCACAGUUCGAUGUAUAGAAGAUGCCUCUAAAAUAUGCAUUCGAAGUCUAUGGGGCUGAUGAAAAAUGUGAUUGUCUAUUUGUUUUUCUGUUGUUGAAGAUUUCAGUUUAUUCUAGGGAUGUAACAAUAACCGAAAUACUGAAAUAUCGUAUUGUCAAAAGCCUCACAAUAAUGUCGUGGGCUGUCACAAUACAUAAAAUUACAAGCUUCUUUGCUUAAAUGUAGAGAUCGACCGAUAAUAGUGUUUGUCAUGGCCGAUACUGAUGCUGAUUGUUUAAAGAGACCAAUUUAGUCAUUUUCCCUGUAAAUAUAUUGAAAAUUGAAAUUACUAACAUGAAUACUGCCUAUAUUUUUGUACUGCACUGCAUAAUUUAUAAUAAGGAAAAAUAAUCUCAGUAGAAAUAUUUUUUAGACACUCGCAACCCUCAUCUUUCUUUAAAAAAAAAAACAAAAAAACUUUAUAAGCAAUUGAUGAGCCCAAAUAUCUGUCUAGGCAGGGGAGCUGAGGCCGAUGGUCAAUACGCAGGUCCAAAUAUCAGAUUGAUAUAUAUCCGUCCGUCUCUACUUAAAUACAUUGUUUUACUGUAGCAAGUGUUUUAAAAGCAAAAAGUAACUAUCUACAAUAUCGCAGUAAAUAUCGUACCGUGAGAUUCGGAUAUCUUUACAUCCCUAGUUGAUUCAUCGCUACAUAUUGACCAUUAUUAAUACAGUUUAAUUUUAUUGUUCAUAAUAGUAGUGUGGCUAUAGAAAAAUGCAUUUACAUUUUCUGUUAUGACUUUUGAGAGAUGUAAUAUUCCACCAUAUCUCAUGUAUACUAAUGGCCAGAUAAGAACGUACAGUAGUCAUCUGGUUAAAAGCCUUCAAAUCAUUCAUUGAAUAAAUUUGCAUUGUGCCCUUUGUUGAUGCUCUCCAGGUAAAGUUUUCAUUUGUUUUGUGUCUGUUAAUAUUAUGUGAAGGAAUUAAAUGCUCAAAUGUUAAUCAAA